Molecule: messenger RNA, 1728 nt
Organism: Knipowitschia caucasica
Lineage: Eukaryota; Metazoa; Chordata; Actinopteri; Gobiiformes; Gobiidae
Source: the annotation of a GenBank genome assembly
AUGGAAGAAAACGAGGAUAUAUGCGGAACGAUGGGUAAAAAGAGACUUCGUAGAGUGUCAUCGCGGACGUCCACCACCAGUGUCAUUAGCGUUACUGAGCCAUCCCCGACACUGCUCCGGAGAAACAGCUCAAAGCGGCAUGUUUUACAAAGAGGCAGUUCAUUCACAUUCUUGACUCCUGGGACGCCUUGGGAAUUUGGUCUUAAGAGAAAGCGCAAAGACAAAGAUGAUGACACAGUCAGUUUGUCCAGUUUUGACUUAAAGGAACCAACCAACAAACGAGUGCGGUCACUAGCUAAGGUGUCAUCCCUCGUCAAUCUGAUUUCACCUUCAAAAAAUGGAGCUGUUCGGCGCUUUGGACAGACCAUCCAGUCUAUGUCUUUACGAAGUGACAGCAAGUCUCCAGGGAUGACACUCAAAGGGAAUAGCAAAGCAGCCGGUCCCACACCAACCAAACGCAGAAACAGCACACUGUGGUCCGAGACCCUGGGCGUACAUCAGAAGAGCACAUUCUCCACCAAAGAGAUCAAACGACAAGAAGCAAUUUAUGAGCUGUACAGAGGAGAACAGGAUCUAAUUGAAGAUCUUCAACUUGCUAGAAAGGCGUAUCAUGACCCCAUGCUCAAGCUCUCAAUUAUGACUGAGGAAGAAUUAACACAUAUAUUUGGAGACCUUGAUGCAUACAUCCCUUUACAUCAGGAUCUUUUGAUGAAGCUUACUGAAGGGACAGGCCCCGACGGAACAGUAGCUCUGAUUGGACAGAUUGUUAUAGACUGGUUGCCGGGCCUCAAUGCAUACAAAGGCUACUGCAGUAACCAGCUUGCAGCAAAAGCUCUGCUGGACAUGAAGAAGCAGGACAGACGAGUGCAGGACUUUCUGCAGCGCUGCCUGGAGUCUCCAUUCAGCCGGAAACUGGACCUCUGGAGCUUCCUGGACAUCCCACGCUCACGACUGGUUAAAUAUCCACUGCUGCUGAGAGAAAUACUCCGACACACACCUGCUGAUCACCUAGACGUGAACAGUCUUGAGAGAGCUAUAACUAUAAUACAGGAAAUCUUAUCUGACAUAAAUGUGAGAAAAGGGGAGUCCGAGUGUCAGUAUUACAAAGAUAAACUGGAAUAUCUGGAUGACAAGCAGCGGGACCCUCUCAUAGACGACUGUAAGACCCUCCUCUGUCACGGCGAACUGCGCAACAAGAGUGGCUCGAGGCUGCAUGUGUUCCUGUUUUCGGAGUUGCUGGUCUUGACCCGUCCUGUGACUCGAAAUGAAAAGAGCUGUUUCCAGGUUUAUCGUCAGCCAAUCCCAGUGCAGGACCUGGCUCUGGAGGAUCUGCAGGACGGAGAGAUCCGAAUGGGCGGCUCUUUCAGGGGAGCUUUUGUCGCUGGAGAAAAAGCCAAAAAUGUCUUUCGUCUGAGAUCCCUGGAUCCAGCCCAUGGCCAGUCACACACGUUGCAUGUCAACGACGUCUACCACAAGCAGCAAUGGUUAAAUUGCCUGCGCACCGCCAUGGCCCAACAUCAGAGGGCGUCACCCAAAGCUCAGGGGGAAGUUGUAGAAACUAAAAGAAGCUCUUCCAUUUCCUCAAUUACUAUUCAAGACGGUGAAGAAAAAGACGAGAACUGCCCUGUCCCUACCUCAGGCCCCAAGUUAAGGCCUCAGACAGUCUCACAAAUCAAACUGGAUCAGACCUCGCAAAGCAUUACAAAGAGAAAGGAAACUGGAGUCUAG